AUGGAGCGAAGAUCGCAGCGCGAGGUGGCGCGGCAGGUGCUACUAGCUCGGCAGGCAGAGGCUGCCAGUCUAGCGAGAGCGGCGGCGAGCGCGGCGGCGGCUGCGACGGCCAGUCCGAGCUCGAGCGGCGCCGCUGCAGAGGUGGCACACGCGAGCAGCGGCGCAGCGGGUGCAGACGUGGCAGCGCGCGCUUCCGUGGAGGCUGCGCGCGACCGCUACGCAAAAGGUUGGGCCUCUCUCAGCGCGUGGGAUGAGACCGUGGCGGUCGGCCCGGCAGUGCCGACGCGCAAGCUGGGCUUCGCCGAGAUUCCGUGGCCCGUCCUCGCGGCUCCCGCUGGUGGCGCGGGGCCCCUCCGCCUGAUCCUCGACGAUUUGCGCCAGCUCAUUGUCCCCGCCGACGCCGCCGGCUCUGAGGCGGCUCGACGCUCCGUGCAGGACGAGCUGCGACGGUGGCACCCGGACAAGUUCGUCGCUCGUUUCGGCGGCGUUCUGCUUGCGUCCGAGAAGGACGCUGUGCUGGAGGGCGUGAACCUUACCUCGCAGUGCUUGACCGAGCUGCUCUCGCAGCUGUGA
Molecule: messenger RNA, 573 nt
Organism: Emiliania huxleyi CCMP1516
Lineage: Eukaryota; Haptophyta; Isochrysidales; Noelaerhabdaceae
Exons: 1
Coding region: 1-573 (190 amino acids)
Biological process (GO): canonical NF-kappaB signal transduction
Source: RefSeq, a predicted model, not a curated record